ACCCCCUUCGUACGCCUCUGCUGCUUUUGGUAUUCUUUUCACCGUCAAACAGCGUUGCCAGAUCGCGGCGUAGGCGUCCGGGAAAAUAACAACAAAAGAUUGCAAACUACAGCCUCGAGCGAAACCUAGCAAAAUGUCCAUGAUUCCCUUCUUUCCCACGCUGAAAGUCUCGGUGGCGAAUCGCUACUGGCUGGACAUGGCUCCGGCUUCCGUCAGCGAGGAGGCCCAGACGCGGCGCUACGAGGAUGAACGCACCAACUGGCGGGAGUCGCUGAAAACAGCCGGCACAGACCUGCAGCCCCUGGGCAAGAUGCUCACAAUUCCCGGAAUCGAGACCGACGACGAGGAUGCCAACGACGACAGCGAGGACACAGACAGCCACGACGAGGAAGACGACGAGACAAACGACCGCGUCAUUCCGGUCACCCAGGACUUCUACUCCGCUGACGACAUCCAGAUGAACGACGAGACCUCGCCCACAGCCCCCUGAAUCGGAAGCAAAGGCCGCCGGCUGGUGGAUACACAAUUAGUUAUUUAUUUUUGCGUCACACAUCGUUCCCUUUACAAACUGUAAUAACAAGUGUCGUUUACUUUAGGCUUAAAUAAACUAAAACAUAGUAAGCAA
Drosophila kikkawai is the source of this 625-nucleotide messenger RNA. RefSeq names its product anaphase-promoting complex subunit 15A. NCBI's taxonomy places the organism in Eukaryota, Metazoa, Arthropoda, Insecta, Diptera, Drosophilidae. The record is from RefSeq and is a predicted model, not a curated record. Gene Ontology annotation, cellular component: anaphase-promoting complex. Gene Ontology annotation, biological process: regulation of mitotic cell cycle spindle assembly checkpoint.